Molecule: messenger RNA, 2768 nt
Organism: Plectropomus leopardus (leopard coralgrouper)
Lineage: Eukaryota; Metazoa; Chordata; Actinopteri; Perciformes; Serranidae
Product: tubulin beta-6 chain
Biological process (GO): microtubule-based process
Cellular component (GO): microtubule
Molecular function (GO): GTP binding; GTPase activity; structural constituent of cytoskeleton
Source: RefSeq, a predicted model, not a curated record
CUCUGUGUACUGUAGUCCGAUCAUCAUGCGUGAAAUCGUACAUCUGCAAAUUGGACAAUGUGGCAACCAGAUCGGCUCAAAGUUUUGGGAAGUGAUCAGUGAAGAACAUGGGCUCAAUCCAACGGGCAUCUAUGAAGGAGACAGCAACCUCCAACUGGAGAGGGUCAACGUCUACUUCAAUGAGGCACAUGGUGGUAAAUACGUCCCCAGGGCCCUGCUUGUUGACCUGGAGCCUGGUACGAUGGACAGUGUCAGAGGAAGCCGCAUCGGGGCCCUUUUUAGGCCGGACAACUUUAUCCACGGGAACUCAGGAGCUGGGAAUAACUGGGCAAAGGGCCACUACACGGAGGGCGCGGAGCUGGUGGAGCAGGUGGUCGACAGAGUGAGGAACGAGAGUGAGAGCUGUGACUGCCUGCAGGGCUUUCAGCUGGUUCACUCACUUGGAGGUGGCACCGGCUCUGGCAUGGGAACCCUCCUCAUCAACAAGAUUCGAGAGGAGUACCCUGACCGCAUCAUGAACACCUUCAGCAUCAUGCCCUCCCCUAAAGUCUCUGACACGGUGGUGGAGCCCUACAACGCCACCCUGUCAGUCCACCAACUCCUAGAAAACACAGACGAGACCUACUGCAUCGACAACGAGGCCCUGUACGACAUCUGCUUCCGUACGCUCAAACUGACCACGCCGACCUACGGGGACCUCAACCACUUGGUCUGUAUGACCAUGAGCGGGGUCACGACCUCGCUGAGAUUCCCCGGACAGCUCAACGCAGACCUGAGGAAGCUGGCUGUCAACAUGGUGCCUUUCCCUCGCCUCCACUUCUUCAUGCCAGGCUUCGCCCCGCUGACGGCCCGCGGCAGCCAGCAGUACAGAGCCCUCACAGUGCCUGAGCUCACCCAGCAGAUGUUCGACGCCCGCAACAUGAUGACAGCGUGCGACCCAAGGCGGGGGCGCUACCUCACCGUUGCCGGCAUAUUCCGUGGCCAGAUGUCCACCAAGCAGGUCGACGAACAGAUGCUUGCAAUUCAGCAGAAAAACAGCAACUACUUUGUGGACUGGAUCCCCCAUAACGUCAAGGUCGCCGUGUGUGACAUCCCACCCCGAGGCCUCAGAAUGGCCUCCACCUUCAUCGGCAACAACACGGCCAUUCAGGAGAUAUUCCGCCGCGUGGGCGAGCAGUUCUCCUUGAUGUUCAGACGCAAGGCUUUCCUCCACUGGUAUACAGGUGAAGGGAUGGAUGAAAUGGAGUUCACAGAGGCAGAGAGCAACCUCAACGACCUGGUGUCAGAGUACCAGCAGUACCAAGACGCCACUGCUGAUCUAGAUUCGGAAGCAGAGGAGGAAGAAGAGGAGGGACCCUCAUCGACAACAAAGGUUCAGUCUCGGAUGGAAGUUAAACUGGAAACAGUGACUGAAAUAAGCAAAGACACUGUGGAUGAGUAGACGUAGGUCAUACAGUGUGGUGUGUAAGUUUGAUAACUUGUUGAAAGGAUGUGGAAAACAUGUGGGAUUGUUGGUCCAAAAGAGGAACUUUUAUUUGUGGUUUAAUUUAUGCAUAUGGUUGAUUUAGAUAGCACUCAUUCUUGAGAAUUGGGACAAAACCUUGUAUUUUUAUUAUUUCUGUUUUUAAUAUAUAUAUAUAUGUUUUUUCUCUUCAGCUAGGCUGGAAAAAUAUAUUUUAAAAGGUCAGAGUCUUGAUUAUGAAACCCUGUAAUGGGACAACCACAGUGAUUAAAUUGUUUCAUCAAUAAUCAUGAUGGAUGUCAGAGGUAAGACAUGACAAAGUUGGCCCUUUUACAGAGUGGACAAAAAGUUAGAUAUUUAUUAAUGUUACAGUAAUUGUAGUGAGUAGCUGUUUUAUUUUUUAAAGUUUCUCAGCGUUCUCUUAAUACUAAUCGAAAAUACUUAUUUUUUAACCAGAACUUAGUUUUAAUUUAAAAGGGCUACGGAGUUGACAAAAACCUGAAACACAUAGGUAAAGAGUCAAAAUAUUCAUUGAAAAAUAUCAUUUUAAACAAAUAUGAUUUCAACAGUACAUUUUUUACAUCAAUGUACAUCAGUAUAUACUGUUAGUUUUUGCGUUUGAGAGCUUUAAUUGUUUGAAGUUGUGAAUUAUUAUCUUAUGUCUGUCUCUUAUGGGACAAGGGUGUUUCCUGGCACGGGGCAAGUGUAGAAGUUAAAAAAACGAAAGCAAAUAAAAAUAUCUAAAUAUUUGAUCAUAUUUAUUCCAUAUAUAUAUAUAAUUUAAUUUGUAAGACAUACUUUGUACCAGUUUUCAAGAAUAGGUGAUAGACUUUACUUGAUAAAAUGUGUUAUGACAUAUUAAAAAAUAGUGCUAUUUGUGUUUUAUGCAUUAUUCCAAUGAUUUGCUUGCUUGCAUGUUCAAGUUAUUUCUUUUAUAGUAAAAAUAUGAAAAUCAUGAAAAUGUUUAAUUUGCAAAAACAGGUAUCUGUUUUUAUUUAUUUUCCUAAAUCAUGUUAGUUGUGUGUACAAUCCAGGGAAUAUCAGUCAAACUAGUGAUGGGUUGUUUUGAUAAGAUAUGUCAAUUUAUUUUUAAUUUAAUACAUUCUGUUUUUUGUAAUUGUGCACUCAAGGGAAACAUUAAUCCAAUUGGUGCUGAUUUAUUCAGUUGAAGAAUGGCUUUUAUCUGUUUCUGCAAAGGAACUCUUUGUUUGCAAGUACAAUGCAGAAAAGUUUAUGCAAUGCUAGUUCUAUAUAAUCCGCAGCCAUGGAAAAGAAAUAAAGUUAACGCUGUUUGUCAGACCUACAA